This is a messenger RNA of Candidula unifasciata, 1998 nucleotides long. Lineage: Eukaryota; Metazoa; Mollusca; Gastropoda; Stylommatophora; Geomitridae. The record is from the annotation of a GenBank genome assembly.
AUGGGAAAUGUUGAAGGCCACAACCUUGCUCCUGUCCGGGCUGAUGAAAGAAAGGCCUUAAAUCUGAGCCACAAGGUUAAUUUGAAGCAAUAUUUGAAGCAUCUGAAUGGGGAAGUCAGCGAGAAGUGCCUUACAGAGUUGCCCUGGGACCUCAUAGACUCCAUAUCACUGUAUGAGAGUAUGAAUGCAUCGUUCAAUGCUUUGACAGAAAUCCCAGCAGAGCUUCCUCUUCGUCUGCCUCACCUGAGUCACCUGGACCUCAGCUACAACCGACUGCACUCUCUUCCACUGAGUUUUGGACUCUUGUUUCACCUGAGGGAGGUGUGUCUUCAGCAUAACAGCCUGUCAACACUUCCAGACAGUUUUCUCCAUCUGGUCAAACUGGAGAAGGUUGAUCUUUCACAUAAUCACCUCCAGCAGCUGCCAGAGGCCAUCGGCAACAUGGAAUGUCUGGAGAGACUUAGUGUGGUGGCCAACCAUCUGAGAAGUCUUCCAUUGUCCCUGGGAGCUCCAGAAUCCCAUGUGGUUCUGCUGCUGGCACAGCAGAAUCGCCUAGAAAGUCCACCACAGGCUGUGUGUGAUGAGGGAUCGUCUUCCACUCUUGAAUACAUCCGCAAACAGUACUUGGCCAGCAGCGGAGCAUUCCCUGUCUGUCCGCAAGUUCCACUCAACAGUUUCCCUCGUUGCUGCGGCAACAAGUCAGAAGCUUCUGUCAACAACCCACACUCGGCACAAAUUCAGUACAUCCAGGAACAGACAAACACAGCCCACACCACCAACCGGGUGAAGGCCCCGCUGCUGCCGCCGCUGGACUCCACUACCCUGACACCUUUCCAGUUGAGAGAUAGAAUUAUAGGUUUGGUCUAUGGAGCAGCUAUAGGUGAUGCCAUUGGUGUGUCCUGUCGAUGGAUGUCCGCUGAUGAGUGCGCCUUUCAUUAUGGCUGUGGCGAUGAUCUUGUCUACAGCAACAUAGUUCGAGAUGAACAUAGAGUUCUGUGGAGGCAGGGAGGCUGGACUUCCAAUUUCGACCAGCUGAUGGUGGUGUUGGAGUCCUUGGUCAACUGGGCUGGUGUAGUUGAUGAGCUGGAGUUUGCUCGCAGGCUGAAAGUCUGGGCUCAACAGGGCUUUCCAGAACUCAGUGACAUGCCAGGAGUUGUCACCAGUGAGACUGUCCGAAAGGUUGUUGCCCACCCAGCAUUUUGUACAGAUCCACACAGAGCAUCAAAGGAAGUUCUUCAUGACAACAAAGUUGUAAAGAAUGGGGUGUUAUCUUCCCGUACUGUUGCUGGCGUUCCACAACCACCAUCACAUCCCUCGCCCACAGACAGCUCAUGUCCAUUAUCAAGCCCAUCAGUCACGGCUCAACACUGUAUCUAUAUUGCUCCCAGACAAGAGUUUGGAGAAGACAAUGGAGCAGCUGUCAGAACAGCAAUUUUAGGGGUGCCCAACUUUCACCAGUUUGGGGAGGUGGAGAGUAACGCUAUCAGGAUCUGUCAGACGACACACUCAGACAGCAGGUGUACUGCCAGUUGUGUCUUUAUAUCCUUGCUGAUAUCACUGCUGUUGCAGGGCAGCCUGAUUGGCUUUGAGGCUGGGGACAGAGAUGUCACUGAGGACCAUCUGGAAACAGCUUUCCAAAGAGCAGCUGUGCAUUUGAAGGAUGAAGCUGAGAGAAAGGAAUUUCUGGCUUUGAAAAAGUUCUGCUCACUUCAGAGUAUCAAUGCUAGAGAAGCCUUUGGCAUGAGUCACACAUACAUGCCAGUGAAAGCAGCUGUGGCAGCCCUGUACUGGAAGGAUGACUUCAGGUCUUUCAUCACUGCUCUGGCAAAGCUGGGAGGGGACAGCAGCAGCAACGCAUGUGUGGCUGGAGCUGUGCUGGGGUGCUGCUGGGGAUACAGCCGCCUGCCUCGGGUGUGGGUGGAUGAGCUUCCCAGACAUCAUGUCCAUUGGUUAAACAGCCGGAUUAACCACUUGCUGGACAUUAUGGGCUCUCCUUAA